Microthlaspi erraticum is the source of this 301-nucleotide messenger RNA. NCBI's taxonomy places the organism in Eukaryota, Viridiplantae, Streptophyta, Magnoliopsida, Brassicales, Brassicaceae. The record is from the annotation of a GenBank genome assembly.
CCUUUGCUGCGAGCUUGAUAUCUUCAAGCUCCUCGCGAGUGAUCCACUCAGGAACUUCAAACAAGAACUUGGGAUGUGGAAGCGGAUCCCUGAUGGGACGUGGAAGCCGGGGCUUGAGACUCUGAGCACGCAUAAUGUCGGGAAUAUCAAGCAAGGAAACCUUUGGAGACGCAGCACGCAUAAACUUGGGAAGAUCAAGCCAGGGAGCGUUUGGAAACUGUCCUACUCCAGGAGGAGGAGGAUGAAGCUCAAUAUAUCAGAGAUAUUCAAUUAUAUCUUCUUAAUGGUGACUGAGAUAUGA